AUGUCCGCCGAUGAACAGGUCCAACUGGACAACUUCCCCGGCAUCUUCUCCGUCGAGGGCAAGGUCGCCGUCGUAACAGGCGGUUCGCGAGGUCUGGGACUGCACGCAGCCUCCGGUCUUCUCCAAGCAGGCUGCUCCAAAGUGUAUAUCACUUCGCGCAAAAAGGCCGCCUGCGACGAAGCUGUGGCCGCCCUGAAUGCGCUCCCCAACAAGCGGACCGGCGCACAGGCUAUCUCUGUCCCCGCCGACAGCUCGCGCAUGGACGAGCUGGACCGCCUCGUCGCCGAGGUGCGCAAGACCACCGACCAUGUCGAUAUCCUGUUCGCCAAUGCCGGGGCGACGUGGGGCGAGAAGUUCGACACGCACCCGGAGAAGAUGUUUUCCAAGGUGAUGGAUCUGAAUGUGAAGAGCGUGUUCUACACGAUCCAGAAAUUCACCCCCCUCCUCACCACAAACGCAACCCGCGACGACCCGGCCCGGGUCAUCAUCACAGCCUCCGUCGCAGGCAUCGGCAUCGGAACCGUUGGCGAGAACGCCACACCCAGCUACUCAGCUUCCAAAGCAGCAGCAAUCCACCUGGCCAAGAAUCUCGCCGUGGAACUGGGACCUCGCCAUGUCCUGACCAACGCCAUCGCCCCUGGGUUUUUCCCGUCAAAGAUGGCGAGCGGCCUGAUAAAAAUGAAAGGCGGGUUAGAGAGCCUGGAGGAAUACUCACCGAAUGGGCGGCUGGGUCGGCCCGAGGAUAUUGCUGGGUUGGUGGUGUUUUUGGGGUCGCGGGCUUCGAGCCAUUUGAAUGGUGCGGUGAUUGCGACGGAUGGUGGAGCGGUGCUGAAGGGGAGGUUGUAG
This is a messenger RNA of Penicillium alfredii, 846 nucleotides long. RefSeq names its product oxidoreductase, short-chain dehydrogenase/reductase family. Lineage: Eukaryota; Fungi; Ascomycota; Eurotiomycetes; Eurotiales; Aspergillaceae. Gene Ontology annotation, molecular function: oxidoreductase activity. The coding region runs from base 1 to 846 and encodes 281 amino acids. The record is from RefSeq and is a predicted model, not a curated record. The transcript has 3 exons.